AUGGGGGCGGCUGCAGCUGCAGCUCUAGCAGAUGAUGAUAAGGGUCAAAAACCAGAUGCAAGAGAGGCAGAAGACCUGAGCUCGCGGCUGCAGGCCAGUAAACAGCGAGUGUCUGAGCUCGAGAGGACGCUAUCUACAGUCUCUACACAACAGAAGCAGUUUGAGAAGCAUAAUAAAGAGCUUGAGAAGGAGCGGGACAGUCUACGAUUGGAAGUCUUCCGGUUUAGUAAUGUGAGCGAGGAGUCCAGACAGCAGAGCUCAGAGCUGUCCGAGCAUCUCAAGCUGAGAGUAAAUGAGAACAACGGCUUGAAGCAGGAGGUUGAUGAGCUCCGUAAGCGGCUGGAGAUGGCCGACAGCAUGCUGCAGCAGUUCUCCAGUCAGACGGGUUCUCCGUCUGAGCACCAGCAGGUCCAGCUCCUGCUGGAAGAAAAGCACCAGAUAGAAGCUCACACGGCUCAGCUGAUGGAGUCGGUGGCUCAGCUGCAGGUGGAGAGAGAUCAGUACGCUGUACAGAUACAGGAGGAGGGACACGCGUGGAAGGACAAAACAGAACAGCUUCUGUCUCAGGUAAACAAACACACUCGCAUACAAUAUUGCAAAAAAAAAAUUUUUGCAAUAUAUAAAUACACUACCGACUUUGCAAUCAAGAUCCCAGGGGCAUCUCUGCAGUUUCACGUCAUUGAGGGAUGA
Messenger RNA from Sinocyclocheilus grahami, 690 nucleotides. RefSeq names its product golgin subfamily A member 2-like. NCBI's taxonomy places the organism in Eukaryota, Metazoa, Chordata, Actinopteri, Cypriniformes, Cyprinidae. Bases 1 to 690 code for a protein of 229 amino acids. Gene Ontology annotation, cellular component: Golgi cis cisterna; Golgi apparatus; cis-Golgi network. The record is from RefSeq and is a predicted model, not a curated record. The transcript has 7 exons. Gene Ontology annotation, biological process: Golgi organization.